AUGGCUUCCUCGCGAGGAAGCCAUUGUGCACCAGACGACGACUUUGACGCUGCACUACUACUACCUGAAGACAGCUUUGAACCUGCCCACGAGCAAGGAGAGCAUGAAGUGGAAGCAAUUCUAGACAUGCAGUGGAAGAUGAGGAGCAAGACUUCACGUCGUACCCGAGAAUACCUGGUGAAGUGGAAAGGCUACGAUGAGACAGAGUGGCUGCCUGUGACCAAGCUGAGUUGUGGUGCCCUGCUCUAUGAAUUCAAUCAAAAUAUACAGGCCCGCGUGCGUUUCCGAUGCAAGCCGGAGAAUAUCGUCCUAGCGCUAGGCGCUAGGAUGAUUCGCAUUUUAGAUGAUGACAUCCAGGAAGGUGAUAUUUUAUAUGGACUGUGGAGAUUGUGA
Molecule: messenger RNA, 393 nt
Organism: Phytophthora nicotianae INRA-310
Lineage: Eukaryota; Oomycota; Peronosporomycetes; Peronosporales; Peronosporaceae
Exons: 1
Coding region: 1-393 (130 amino acids)
Source: RefSeq, a predicted model, not a curated record